UGCAAAUCCACAGCCACUACGCUGUCCCCGUGCCCCCAUCAAUACAACAUUGUACAUUGAUAUACACUGUUGUCCUGAUACCCGUCUGCUCAUAAUGGCUCGAUAUGCUAUCUCAAGUCCAACUGAUGAGGCCUGCUCUUGAACCAACAGACGAUAGCACCCUAAAUGUCGUGUCCCAUGUAUCCGAGAGCAGCAGCAAGAAGAGGAAAAGCGACGUUAUCGACAGGGAGUCAACUCAAGAGGUUGCUUUCAAUGCGAUAUAUCUACCGUCAAAGGAGCAGACUGUCACGUUCUCUGCGGUAGCCCUUAUUGCCAGGGCAUGUCUUCCGCUGGCAUGGCUCAACACCUCAGAAGUUCUACCAGGCCCUGUUUUUGAAGCAUCUAUUCCGAGUGUGCAGGAAUGGGAGCAGCGAGCACUUGUGGUGCGCAAACUGCUCAAUGGCGGUCUGUACGCCGUUGAAAACGUCGGCGGGGACAAUUACGUUGCUGUUGCUCUCCAUAACUGGGUGACAGAAGAAUGGUGUAGGAAUGCUGCGUUCGGGAAAAUCACUGCUGCCAAAAUCGAGGACAUCUUGAAACGAGACGAUGGAGCGUGUCGCAGCCACACGAGGUCCCUCUCCGGUGGUGGCACGCCGUCAUUACCAGGCCCGAAGAGCCCCAAAAAGCCCACCAACCGACGAGGGGCCCUUGCACGAAUGUCGAUACUAACGCCUCGGGAUAUGGCAGGUCAGCGGGAGGCGACGCCGAGGACGCCUGAUUCCCCUGGGCUCAACAAUCCGGCUGCUGCUGCUGAACCCUCGCCUACAACCCCUCCACUGCCAGUGACACCAGCUGCACAUAUCAAGGAGGAGAACUCUUUUGACGCGGGGAGUGUACCGACUGGAGAGGCUGUGGAAAUUGUUCAGGAAGCUGUCCCAAAGCCAGAGCAAGCAAUGGCUGCGGAAGACCAAUGUGCACCGGAACGCCUCCGAGAUCAAUACUUUGAACAUCUGUACUCCUCCAAGACCUCCUUGGCAUUCUACGUCAAAGGUCCGUUGAGCCGGGCGCGAGCUCAUGUACGCUCGACGACCAUCUCCCCUUCCAAAGCAAUCGCCGAAUUAGCCGCUUUCUAUGAAGAAAGCAUUCUGGCUGCGAAGAAGAUUGACCUGAAAUAUAAGGAAACCUUGUCAACGGUAAUCAAGGGGCUAGACUCUGAGCUAGAAAGCCAGGAGUCUCGAAGGAAGCGGCAAAAGAAGAGGAAACCAAUGAAACUCGGCAAGGAUGGCCUUUGGCCUGAUGAAGAGGAGUUCAUUGCAAAGUGGUGGCGUGGACGAGAAUUGAAGCCAGCCAUAACCACAGAACACCAACCCGACGAAAUACGGAAAGAAAUGUCAGAGCUACGCAUGCGAGAGACCAAGAUGCAAAUGCUUUUGAUUCUGGAAGUGAUGCUUUUGGACAUUGCUGUCUCAAGGUUGUCUGAAAUUCCCAAAGUCCCUACCGACCCAGACGUCAAGGUUGAAUCGAUUGAGGAAGACCCCUCGGCCAUACUCGCUCAGACGGCUCGGAAGCAGGAGAAGCCCAAAAAGAAGCGUGACCUAGCCGGAGAACUCGACACUAUAGUCGACCGUCUCUGUAUCUGGCAUACUGUGAGUCAAGACGAACUAAACACGGGCUCCAACCCAGACAGCCUUACCGACAAUAGCAGCGCCACGACCAAAGGAAGUGACAGUUUGCGUGAUUUCUGCAAGGAUGUCCUUCUGCCAUUCUACUCGGCCAAACUCCCGGAACAAAUCAAGUCGAUAUCUCGAAAGCUAGGCGGGCCUGAACUCUCGCCCAAACGACCAGCCAAGCGGGUACCGCAACAGACCACAGGAGCAGCGCAACCCGGAGCAGCACCUCCGCCACCUCCGCGGUUGUCGAGCAGGUCAUCGUCCUCCUUAUUGGGACAAAAGUCGGGUCGUGGCCAAGGGCAGAAUUCCAGCCAUCAACAACCAAGAACCAAAAGGACCCUGGAACGGGUUUUGAGCGAGGAUCAGGCGCACCGCCACGCUUCACCUCCAACGACACUCUCGCGCUCGUCAACAGCACCUUUGGGCUUGAAUGCCAUGGUCCCAACAAUGGCGACGCUGAAGCGUGAGCAGUCCGAACGGCCACUGUCCCGCGGUGGCAUGGGAUUGGGCCUGCUUGCCAAAUCCGCGAGCUUCAGCAAUCGUGAAAUCGAUCUCGACGCCGACAGUCGGACGCAUGAAGCGAAACGCCGCAAACUCGACCGGCUGGCGCAACAGAAGCGCGAGCUCGAGGCGGCAAUCGAAGCGUUGAGACGUCCUAGUCGCACGACCGUCGCUGGGGAGUUUAUGGAUGAAGUAGAGAAGCGCGGCGGCGACAAGAGCACAAAAACGGUGCAGAUCACCGCCACGCCCCGGGCACGUAGGUUCGGCGACUACGUGGCUCGAGGCAAGAGUCAGGGUCACCACCAUCAUCAAGACCAUGGUUUCUCAACAGAGCCAGAGUUACCUCCAAUGAUGACGACCAGGACGACGCUGCCAACACAACAUGGACGACCUGGUCAAGAUGAUGACCUUGUCGUUCCGUCCUCAACCACUAAAGCUCAACUUGGGUCGUUGUCUUCCCUCAGCCAUGAUGGCAUGCCAGCGUCAGUGGCCAGACCGAACACGAGCACGAGCACGACUUCCUCUCGGCAGAUGAUCCCUCCGCCGGCAGCCCGGGGCUCGUCCGCUACAAAACGGGCAGUCCUGUCUGCCAUCCACGAGACCCCGACUCGUGGCCUGCAAGGCAAGAAAUCCAAUCCUCUUGGUCUGGCCGACAGGGACUGUGACGCUGCCGCUGCGACGCACUCUAGCACGACGGCCAUGACAACGACAUCAACCACCAGCAUCACUCAAAAUACGGCGGCAAUGGAGACUUCCUCGGGCUCGGGGUCUCGCUCUCGUCGCACACCCAUACUAUUCACCGGCCUCAAAAAGUCCGACGUCAGCAUCGAGCACGCUUUCCGGGACGCCCCGGAGAUCCCGGAGCGCGCGGGCAGAUUAAUGGACCGUGUCAUGGGCGGCAAGGCGAGAGGAGAUCUGCCUCCUGCCAGCUUUGGUAUUGACGUUGACAUUGACACUGAGACUUGGGCCCCAACCGGACUCGGACAAGAAAAGCCAGAGCAAGCAGGAAAUGGAACUACAACCUCAUUCUCAUCAUCAUCCUCGUCAGUGGCACUAGAACAGCGAAAUGAAGAAUCAGAUCCGAACCCAGAACCAGAACCUCCAUCGCCAUCAGCGUCACUGUCUGCCCCCCCACAGAAUCCAAAUCCUGGACAUACAGGCAAUCGUGGUGGUGCUGGUCAUGCUGGCGGCGCCGUUGCCCCUGUUGACGACGGAAAUGAUGGCGAAGAUGGAGACAUCUACGCGAAACUGGGAUGGGACGACGACGACGACUUUGACAUUUGAUUUCAGUGGUUCUGGUCUGAUGCGGAUGGUAUCUCAAGUACCAUCUAUCAUACCUUCCAUACCAUGGCAAGUAGGAAAGGAAGAAACCCAACAGUAUCCAAGUACCCAAGUAACGCUCCAUGACAAACACCUGCAUAAAGAAUAAAGAUAGCCAUGGCAGGCCAAGAUGGCAGGCUAGCGCAUUUCAACAAGUCGUAUAGACAGACAUGUGCAGAAACAAGGACAGUAUAUAAUGCCACAAUUCUUAUUUUUCCUCAUUCAUUCCGA
Messenger RNA from Exophiala dermatitidis NIH/UT8656, 3701 nucleotides. RefSeq names its product DNA replication regulator SLD3. NCBI's taxonomy places the organism in Eukaryota, Fungi, Ascomycota, Eurotiomycetes, Chaetothyriales, Herpotrichiellaceae. Gene Ontology annotation, cellular component: DNA replication preinitiation complex. The record is from RefSeq and is a predicted model, not a curated record. The transcript has a single exon. Gene Ontology annotation, biological process: DNA replication initiation. Bases 105 to 3434 code for a protein of 1109 amino acids.